Phragmites australis (common reed) is the source of this 1174-nucleotide messenger RNA. RefSeq names its product peroxidase P7-like. Gene Ontology annotation, biological process: hydrogen peroxide catabolic process; response to oxidative stress. Gene Ontology annotation, molecular function: heme binding; peroxidase activity. The coding region runs from base 24 to 986 and encodes 320 amino acids. NCBI's taxonomy places the organism in Eukaryota, Viridiplantae, Streptophyta, Magnoliopsida, Poales, Poaceae. The transcript has 3 exons. The record is from RefSeq and is a predicted model, not a curated record.
GCAGUCUUGCGUUGUCAUCAGCCAUGGCCACCUUCACCACGCCGACGACCUUCCUCGCUCUCGCCGUCGUCCUCGCCGUUCUCGGCGGCGCCGCGGCUCAGCAGCUGUCGCCAAACUUCUACUCCACGACGUGCCCGAACCUGGCCACCAUCGUGCGGCAGGGGAUGGCUUCGGCCGUGCAGACGGAGAAGAGGAUGGGCGCCUCCAUCCUCCGCAUGUUCUUCCACGACUGCUUCGUCAAUGGAUGCGACGGCUCGAUCCUCCUGGACGACACGUCGUCCUUCACUGGGGAGAAGGGCGCCGGCCCGAACGCCAACUCGGUCCGUGGGUUCGAGGUGAUCGACGCCAUCAAGACGCAGGUGGAGGCCUCCUGCAAGGCGACCGUCUCCUGCGCCGACAUCCUCGCGCUCGCCGCUCGUGACGGAGUCAGCCUGCUGGGAGGCCCGACGUGGAGCGUGCCGCUGGGCCGCAAGGACUCGCGCACGGCGAGCCAGAGCGCGGCCAACGCCAACCUGCCGGGCCCGGGGUCCAGCCUCGCGACGCUCAUCAGGAUGUUCGGCAACAAGAACCUGUCCCCGCGCGACAUGACGGCGCUGUCGGGUGCGCACACCAUCGGCCGGUCGCAGUGCCAGUUCUUCCGCAACCGCAUCUACAACGAGCGCAACAUCGACGCCGCCUUCGCGGCGCAGCGGCAGCAGACGUGCCCGCGGUCGGGCGGCGACAGCAACCUGGCCCCGUUCGACGUGCAGACCCCCGACGGGUUCGACAACGCCUACUAUCAGAACCUGGUCGCGCAGCGGGGGCUGCUGCACUCGGACCAGGAGCUCUUCAACGGCGGCUCGCAGGACGCGCUGGUGGGGCAGUACAGCACCAACGCGGCGCAGUUCGCCGCCGACUUCGUGUCGGCGAUGGUAAAGAUGGGCAACCUGCUGCCGUCGUCCGGGACGCCGACGGAGGUCAGGCUCAACUGCAGGAAGGUCAACUAGUCAAGGGUGAACGACACGAGCGUACUUACUGAUCAUCGAAGCCUUGGGAACCAAGGUGUACUGUUGGUCAUAUUUACAUGAAAGGAAUUCCAAAUGUACGUACUACACUUGUUUGCUAAGUUACUGGGAGUGGAACCACAAAAAUGUAAUAAGACAUUCUGUAUGUCAAAAAUGCAAGGAUACAGAAU